Molecule: messenger RNA, 831 nt
Organism: Coniophora puteana RWD-64-598 SS2
Lineage: Eukaryota; Fungi; Basidiomycota; Agaricomycetes; Boletales; Coniophoraceae
Product: mitochondrial carrier
Exons: 5
Biological process (GO): transmembrane transport
Cellular component (GO): mitochondrial inner membrane
Molecular function (GO): S-adenosyl-L-methionine transmembrane transporter activity
Source: RefSeq, a predicted model, not a curated record
GCGGGCGGAGCGGCCGGGACGGCGGUUGACUUGUUGUUCUUCCCCAUCGAUACCGUCAAGACGCGUCUGCAGGCAUCACAGGGCUUCUUGCGUGCUGGAGGCUUCAAAGGCGUUUACAAGGGUGUGGGGAGUGUAGUGGUGGGAAGUGCACCAGGAGCUGCUGCUUUCUUCUCGACGUAUGAGUUCCUCAAGCAUAACCUACCUCUACAUGGACAGCUUGCGCCGCUGAAGCACAUGUUGGCCGCUUCUGCUGGCGAAGUGGUAGCAUGCAUGAUCCGUGUCCCAACCGAGGUCAUCAAGACGCGGACACAGACGUCCACAUAUGGCGCUCGCGCAGCAUCUUCAUGGGCUGCUGCUAGGAUCGUAAUGGCUAACGAGGGCGUCGCGGGGUUUUACAGAGGAUUUGGGACGACUGUGAUGCGCGAGAUUCCAUUCACGUCUCUCCAGUUUCCAUUAUACGAACUUCUCAAGCGCCAGCUCGCAGUAUCACUCGGACGCGAGCCCACCGAGAUAGUAUCAGAAGGGAAGGCUCAAGCCCGACCAGCUCUGCACGCACAUGAGGCAGCUGUAUGCGGUAGUAUAGCUGGUGGUGUAGCUGCCGCGCUCACAACUCCGCUUGACGUUCUCAAGACGAGAGUGAUGCUCGACCUCCGAGAGCGGGGUGAAAACACGCCCACACUGCUUCAGCGCUCCGUUGGCAUCUACCGUAACGAGGGUGGACGUGCAUUGUUUGCGGGUGUAAUACCUCGUACCCUUUGGAUAUCGGGAGGCGGGGCAGUAUUCCUGGGCUGUUACGAAUGGGUGCUCGGGAACCUGCUGCUUGCCUCAUGA